AUGGCAGAGCAACAAACAAUUACACAGGGGCUAGGCCUUGAUAACGCUUACCUCGACACACAAAGGACUGGAGAGCUGGACAGUCCUGGCAGAGCAGCCAUAAACCCGCUGGGCGUCCGUGCACUAGACCCGCAGCUGACUCUGACCCGAACUUCCGGCUACCCCCUCCGGGAGAUGUCGUAUAAAGACGGGGGCAGCCGGAAGUUCGGCCAAGCGUUGAGACCCGGACGGCAGGACGAACGAUUCAGGAAACGCCUCCCUCACGCCACAGAAACGCCACCGGAGCACAUGGACCCCGCCGCCCUCGACCUCACCCCCCUCGUCAACGCCUUGAUCAACUCCAGCCAAUCAGGCUCCCGGCAGCUCUUCUCCCUGCUCAGCGUGACGUCACACAGCUCCCUGGCACUGCACAAACUCACCCUCCUGGUCUACAACAUUUCAGGCAUCCGGAGUCUGGAGGCCCAGGCCUUCAGGAGGAGGUUCUGCUACUGCGUCACCAACGAGACCAACGAUCUAACGGACUUCACCGCUCUUCUCCUGGACGUGAUGGGAAACUCCACCAGCUACGUCCACGAGCUCUUCAAGUCCUCCUCCAUCCUGUCAGUGAGUCAGAGGAACAACUCAGGCUGCAUCUACAUCUGCGUGAUGGCAGGGAAGUCGGACAGCGAGGUGUCUGCGUUGUGGGAAUCCGGCUCCGUCUCUCCGUUGUUCAACCAGACGGUCGUGGAAGGACCAGACGCAGCGGCCAACUUCUCCUCCCUCAGACUUCCUGCUGGAUGGCUCCAACUGCCCACUGAUCCGAGUCACGUCUCUCCAUCUGGGACCGGCAGAGUCGGGUCCAACGCCCUCGCUCCACCAGACGACGCCCCUCAGCCUCCAACGGCCGUCGGGCCUCAGAGUUCUGCUGCAGCUCCGUCCAGAACCUGGACGACCCAACGGUUCCCAGGUCUCGGCAGGACCGCUCACAGCUCAGCAGAACCGGCGGCGGCGCCACGGACUCCAGCUGCAGAGGAAACGAGUGUCUCAGCGCCGGUCUGGACCUCGGGCCGACCAGCGCCGGUGACGGCCGAACUUCCCGACCCAGUCGCGGCUAUGCCAGCUCCUCGGGUCACCGCGCCGCCUCUUAAAGCCACGACGUCUUCCCCGGCGACGGGUCCGGGCCCGCCGACCACGACUGCAGGUCCAACAAAGAUGGUGGUUCCUGGACAGGGACAGUCGGUCCAAACCGCCGCAGCAACCAGAACAUCUGGUCCUGGCAGAACCACGACCAACACACCUCUGGGAACAGAACAGCCAGGUUGUCCCUGGAGGAGGCCGGGGCCGAGGCUCGGCGGGUCCGGCCCCGGCGGCCCGGCGGCCAUCAGCCCUCUGCAGCUGCAGCCCUGCGUCCUGGAGCUCUGCAGGUUCUACUCCCGCUGUCUCUGCAGACCUGCCGGCCACCAGACAGCCAUGAAAAGGUACUGCGACGACAGCCACCUCUGGUACGAGCAUCACGCCACCGAAGUGUGUCGGCGCGUCGGGAGAGUCUCCGUCUCCAGAAGUCUGAAGCAGAGAUGCCUGACGAAGAUGUGCAAGAAAGUGUGACCAGAGAGGAAGCCGAGGGAAGCUAGGACCCUGAGGCAGCCGGCGGCGG
Molecule: messenger RNA, 1633 nt
Organism: Cololabis saira (Pacific saury)
Lineage: Eukaryota; Metazoa; Chordata; Actinopteri; Beloniformes; Belonidae
Product: HERV-H LTR-associating protein 1
Exons: 15
Coding region: 1-1584 (527 amino acids)
Source: RefSeq, a predicted model, not a curated record